ACCAAGGAUGUGAGUCCAGUGCAUCAGCUCCAAUAAAUCAGCAGAUGCUUGACUUGAAUUUGACACUUUCUUUCCAGGAAAAGUUGAAUGAUCCCAGAAUUACAUCGAUGUUAAAGAGGAAGGCAAGACAAGGAGAUCUUGAACUUAGUGUUCAUCCUUGAUACCGUGGUUGUUGGAGUUUUUUCGUCCAGAGCCUAUAAACCUUAUAAAUGCGGCACACCAACAGUUUGAAUUUGGCAUUGUGGUGUUGCUUUUGUCUCCUGUCAUAUGUUCAAUACUGGCGUUCCUUCGGUCUCUUCAACUGGAAGAGCUAGCCAUGACUUCGAAGCCACGCAACGUAUUUUUCCUUUCAAUCCCUCCUCAUCAUGCUUUUAUAAAAUUUUCUACAUUUUGUGUUGUCUCUUUCUUAUUUUUUUGGCUUCCUAUUUGUGUAUUUAUGUGACAACCAAAGUUGGUAAACCAAUUUAUAUAAUAGAGAAAGAGAUGGAAGAAGAAAUAUCGAUGCAGAGACGCGAAGAGGAAGGAAGGGGUAAAGAGAGGAGGAGAGCUCUUCUAGAGAAAGAAGAACGCAAAUGGAAAGAGAUAGAAGCUUCUCUUAUGUCAUCUAUUCCCAAUGCUGGCAACAGAGAAGCAGCUGCUGUUCGUGCAGUUGGAGGUGAUUCAGUUUUUGAUGAUUCUUUUGCUCGUGAGAGAGUUUCAAGCAUUGCACGCCGCAUACGUGCAGGCCAGUUAUCUCGGCGAGCACUCCAGCGCUUCAGUAACAUAGAUGAGGACUACGAUGUUCUGAUUAUGAGACUGUUACUUAUUGACGAAGGCUAUGUCUAAAAUAUCCCUAGUCGCAUUUUAUGAUAAUACGGACAUCAUAACGUAUCAAGACUAGUACGUACGAGAUGAGAUAGUUGCGUCUCAUAGACUAUAGGUAU
Cuscuta campestris is the source of this 923-nucleotide messenger RNA. The record is from the annotation of a GenBank genome assembly. NCBI's taxonomy places the organism in Eukaryota, Viridiplantae, Streptophyta, Magnoliopsida, Solanales, Convolvulaceae.